Molecule: messenger RNA, 696 nt
Organism: Fonsecaea monophora
Lineage: Eukaryota; Fungi; Ascomycota; Eurotiomycetes; Chaetothyriales; Herpotrichiellaceae
Exons: 1
Coding region: 1-696 (231 amino acids)
Cellular component (GO): cytoplasm
Source: RefSeq, a predicted model, not a curated record
AUGGCAUCAAAUAGUGGCACUGGCCAAGACAACAGCGUCCAUACCGACCGAGAGGAUGAAGACGCCGACGCCAUCCUCGCGUCGCUGGAAGAGGAAGAUUCCGCGGCUUAUCGUGCUCAAAGACUAGAAGAAUUGAAAAAAGCAGCGGGUGCGUCUGCCGGGACUACGGCUUUUACCACCGUCAAGAAGGCUUAUAUCACACUGAAGAGUGAUGACGAGGCUCUUGCUUUUACGACCGAGCACGAGAGGGCAGUGCUCCAUUUCUUCCAUCCUGAGUUUUCGAGGUGCAACACAAUGGACAGCCACUGUGAACUCAUUGCAGACAAGCAUGCAGAAUACGGGGGUGCGGAUGUUUCCUUUGCCCGAAUUGACGUCAAAAACGCCCCGUUUGUGGUCGAGAAAUUGGGUGUGAGAGUGUUGCCUUGUGUGAUUGGCUUUGUCAAGGGAGCAGUCAAAGGGAGAGUCACCGGCUUUGAGGGAUUAUGCUGGGAUGGCAAAGAGAGCAGCAUGGACGUUGCUCGAGCACUGGAGGAGGUACUUCUCGGGUGGACAGUUAUAUCAAAGAGACUUCUCCUCGAGCAUGAAGACGAAAGAAGCGACGACGACGAGGAAGCGCCAGACCGUCGGAAAGCAGCCCGUGGCGCUAUCCGCAGUCACAAUCAGAGGGACGACGACGAUGACGACGAUUGGGACUGA